Messenger RNA from Diospyros lotus (date-plum), 3787 nucleotides. Its product is annotated as copper-transporting ATPase PAA2, chloroplastic. NCBI's taxonomy places the organism in Eukaryota, Viridiplantae, Streptophyta, Magnoliopsida, Ericales, Ebenaceae. Gene Ontology annotation, cellular component: membrane. Bases 750 to 3590 code for a protein of 946 amino acids. Gene Ontology annotation, molecular function: P-type divalent copper transporter activity; copper ion binding; ATP hydrolysis activity. The transcript has 18 exons. The record is from RefSeq and is a predicted model, not a curated record. Gene Ontology annotation, biological process: copper ion homeostasis; monoatomic cation transport.
UAGUGUUGCCGGUGUUAACUCCCGAUGUGAGCUUGCAGCGACACCACGGUUUGUCAGAAACAGGGAGAUCGGGACAUGGGCAGAGAUUGAGGUAAAUAGAGAGAUCAGAGGGAGGCAGAUCUGAAUCGUCAAGCAGCAGUGCCUUUGUGGUGUUGAUCGAAAAAGGGCAUCGGCGGGCACUUGAGGUGAAUCGGACCACCCUCCAUGCCAAGCGAGAUGAAGAGGGGGAGGUCGGUGACAACGAUGCCUUCACGGGGAUCUUUGAGGCGGUGGCUAUGGUGAUAUCGGGAGGAGAAUGGUGGCACUACAGCUCAUGGUGGAGAAGUGGUCUCGGGGAAGCCGGAGAUAGAAGGUUGAGGAACGACGGAGACGGGAGCAAUCGCGGGAGGCAAAUUGACCGGAACGAUGACGCUGAUCCAAAAACGAGAGACGGGAGCAGUGACUUCAUCGACGGAGAAUGGUGACUUCGCCGAUGGAGAAGAGGGGCUUGGCCGUUUCCUGCCUCGUGUCUCUCUUUUCAUUUUCUCGUAAUAAAUUACCUCAAUUUAUUAUGAUACAUCCUCUCCUGUAACUCUCUGUGUAAAGGCCCAUGUGAACAGAUAGCAUAACUCUUGCUUGCUAGACGAAUGUGUGCGAGACAGUGAGAUGAGUAAGCCGACCACGCAAUCUGCCUUUCAGUUUGACCACAAAAAAAUUAAGGUGAGGCGAGCCGCAGUUUAGCAGCCAAAGGAAUCAACCUUGGAACAUGAAUGGCGAACUGCCACGUGUCUCGCUAUCACAUUAUCCCAAGUCCUCAGCCCUGCGAUCACAAUCCCAAUCAGUCAAAUAGCUCGUCCUCGUCGUUGUCUUCUCAACGGUCUGUAAAAAUGACAACGGAGCUCCUCCGAAUUCCUCUCUCGCCUCGCCCCAAUCUCCGCUUCAGCAGCCGCUUCUACCUCACUCGAUUCGGUAAUCUUCAGCGACGAUCUCUCUUCGAUCGGAGGCGGUAUCCUACGCCGGAACUUGUGUUCCGGCCGCAACGUCGACGGAGAACAGGCAGCGUUACUGUUGCGAAGGCCGUUGAGUUUAGAGCUCCAUCUCCGGGGUUUCGACCACAGGAAGAGCAACAAUGGGGCGGCGAGUCGUCAUCGGUGCUUAUCGACGUCACCGGGAUGAUGUGCGGCGCGUGCGUGUCCCGCGUCAAGUCGAUUCUCUCGUCCGACGAACGAGUCGAGUCGGCGGUGGUGAACAUGCUGACGGAGACGGUGGCUGUCCGGUUGAAGCCCGUUGAAAUUCAGGAAGAUGUGGUGGAGGAUUUGGCCCGGAGGCUGAGCGAGUGCGGGUUUCCGUCGAAGAGGAGGGUUUCGGGGAUGGGGGUGCAGGAGAAGGUGAGCAAGUGGAAGGAGAUUGUGGAGAAGAAGGAGGCUUUGCUUGUGGAGAAUCGGAACAAGGUGACUUUCGCUUGGACUUUGGUGGCUCUCUGUUGUGGAUCACACGCUUCGCAUGUCUUGCAUUCUCUUGGGAUUCAUAUUGCUCAUGGAUCACUUUGGGAGGUACUUCAUAAUUCGUACGUGAAAGGUGGCUUGGCUGUAGGGGCUUUACUGGGACCUGGACGAGACUUGCUUUUUGAUGGUUUAAGGGCAUUCACAAAGGGUUCACCAAAUAUGAAUUCUCUUGUGGGAUUUGGAUCAAUUGCUGCAUUCGUCAUAAGUGCGGUGUCACUUCUUAACCCUGAGCUGGACUGGAAUGCUACAUUCUUUGAUGAGCCGGUAAUGCUUCUUGGUUUUGUGCUUCUUGGACGUUCCUUGGAAGAAAAAGCCAGGCUUAAGGCAUCCAGUGAUAUGAAUGAACUCAUGGACCAAGCCUCGAGGAGGAUGAUUGGCAAUGCUAAGUCACUAUUGUCAACUCAAUCAAGGCUUGUGGUUACCCCAUCAGGCUGCAAUUCAUCAAAUGAUAGUGUACUUUGCUCAGAUGCAAUUUCCAUUGAGGUCCCAACUGAUGAUAUUCGGGUUGGAGACACACUGUUGGUUUUGCCUGGAGAAACCAUACCUGUCGAUGGGAUAGUUCUUGCAGGGCGAAGUGUUGUGGAUGAGUCCAUGCUCACUGGAGAAUCACUUCCUGUAUUUAAGGAAGAAGGCCUUACCGUCUCUGCUGGAACAAUAAACUGGGAUGGACCUUUAAGGAUUGAAGCCUCUUCUACUGGUGCCAACUCAACAAUAGCCAAGAUUGUUCGCCUGGUUGAGGAAGCCCAAGGCCAUGAAGCACCUAUACAAAGGCUUGCAGAUAAAAUUGCCGGGCCAUUUGUGUACAGUGUGAUGACUUUAUCUGCCAUGACAUUUGCCUUUUGGUACUAUGUUGGAACGCACAUAUUUCCAGAUGUAUUGCUUAAUGAUAUUGCUGGACCUGAUGGAAAUCCUUUGCUUCUAAGCUUGAAACUUUCUGUGGAUGUCUUGGUAGUCUCCUGCCCUUGCGCACUGGGCCUUGCCACACCUACAGCAAUCCUAGUUGGAACCUCUCUGGGAGCAAAACAAGGACUUCUUAUCAGAGGCGGGGAUGUAUUGGAACAUUUGGCUGGCAUUGAUACUGUUGCUUUAGACAAGACUGGCACCAUCACAGAAGGUAAACCAUCUGUCUCUGCAUUGGCAACUUUGGUUCACGAUGAAUGCGAACUUCUUCAAAUUGCUGCUGCAGUCGAAAGAACAGCAUCACAUCCAAUUGCCAAGGCUAUUAUAACCAAAGCAGAGUUAUUAAAUUUGAAUAUCCCAAGUGCAAAAGGGCAAUUAACAGAGCCAGGUUUUGGGUCAUUAGCUGAAGUAGAUGGACAUUUGGUUGCAGUUGGCACUUUGCAAUGGGUUCAUGAACGAUUCUAUCAAAAAGCAGACCUCGCUGAUAUAAUGAAUCUUGAACAGAUUUUGAUGCAUCCAUCCUCAGAUGGCAUAUCAUCGUCAGAACAUUCAAAGACAGUUGUUUAUGUUGGACGCGAAGGGGAGGGUGUUAUCGGGGCUAUUGCCAUAUCUGAUAACUUACGCCAUGAUGCUGUAUAUACUAUAAACAGGCUUUCUCAGAAGGGAAUCCAAACAAUCCUCUUAUCAGGAGACAGGGAAGAUGCAGUUGCAACUAUAGCCAAUGCAGUUGGAAUAGGAAGUGAAUUUAUCCAUGCUUCCUUGGCUCCACAACAGAAAUCUGGUAUCAUAUCAACCCUUCAAGCUUCAGGCCAUCGCGUGGCUAUGGUUGGUGAUGGCAUUAAUGAUGCGCCCUCUUUGGCCCUUGCUGACGUUGGGAUUGCUUUGCAAAUUGGAAAUCAAGAAAAUGCUGCAUCAAAUUCAGCAUCUAUAAUACUACUUGGAAACAAACUUUCACAGCUAGUAGAUGCGCUAGAUCUUGCUCAAGCAACAAUGACAAAAGUUCAUCAAAAUUUGUCAUGGGCAGUAGCCUAUAAUGUAGUGGCCAUUCCCAUAGCAGCUGGGGUACUUCUUCCCAAAUUCGAUUUUGCCAUGACACCUUCACUUUCAGGUGGAUUGAUGGCAUUGAGCUCAAUAUUUGUUGUUACCAACUCGUUACUUCUGCAGUUCCAUGGCUCUUGGAGCAAGAAAAAGAGCUUAGCUCCCUGACAAUCCCGAGCUAAUCACAUGGUAAACCCUCCCUCCAACCCUGUCCACCUAUCAUAGAAGAAAGUUGAAUGACUCAAAGUUUGAUGACUCCUUUAUUCAAUGUAAAUCUUUGCGGAUGAGAACAUAUGUAUGGAAUCAUUAAAUUGCUAGUACUUGUUAAACUGCAAAUAGAAAUGAUAUGUAGUUCUGAUUUUUAA